AAGACAGCAGCAGAGGAGAGAAAAUCUCCAGCCCGCAGGUUGACUUUGCCACCGCUCACUGAUGAGGACAAGAAGAAGAAAGGGGAGAAGAACAAACCAGUUGCAUUUAUGCCGAGUAAAAAAACACCCUUGCCUUCGGAGACGUCAUCAUCCCAGGAGAAAUACAGAAGUUUUGCUCAGAGGAAAUUAGCACUCAAGAAGGCUGAAUUAGCUAAUACCUUGGAAGAGAUCAAAAUUGCCACGAAUCUGACCAGUCUGAAGAAAAACGCUAUUGAGGAGUUGAAGCAGUGCAGUGCCCGCCUGGCAGAGACCAAUUGCCAGCUGAUUAAGGACAUCCAGCACACCGAUGACAUCACUGCCAAGCAAGCCAGGGCCCUGCUGCAGCAGUAUGAAGUACUUCAGAGAGUGAAGGCAAUGGUACAGACCUUCAAUCAGAACCAGCUGGAUACAGCAAGGGCAGAGCUCCAGGAAAUGGAAAAAACAAUGGAAAAGAAUCUGGGAAAGCUACAGCAGCAGCUGGAUGAAGUCACAUCAAAGGUACAGGUUCUCCAGGACAAGCUCGGCAUCCUGCGGACCUACAUCAAUGGGCAGUAUCCAGAACAAGCUGUCCAGAUAGUCCUUUUGCAGCACAGCAUCCAGAACCUAAAGGAGCAACAGCAGGAAGAGAUAAAGAAGACAGAAGAAAUGGGGAAGGCCAUCUUGGAGGAACUGGAAGAGAAGACACGGGCAGAAGAAGAGGCGCUAUUACAGAAAGUCGUGGAGGAGAUGCUGCUGCACCAGGAUGGCCUGAAGCAGAUGGUGGUAAACAAUCACGUUCUGCAAUGUGAAAUACUGAGGCAAAGGGAGAUUAUUAAGGACCUGGAGGAGGAGAUUGGUGAGCUGAAGAGAAGCAUCCAGACACUUCGCCAGAGAGCAAGAGACUCAAAAGAGCUGAUCUUUGCUGACGUUCUUCUCCGCAGACCAAAGUGCAUGCCAGACACGGAGGUGGUCCUCAGCAUCCCCGCCAAGGAGAUGCCGCUCAUCUGA
Molecule: messenger RNA, 1026 nt
Organism: Balearica regulorum gibbericeps (East African grey crowned-crane)
Lineage: Eukaryota; Metazoa; Chordata; Aves; Gruiformes; Gruidae
Source: RefSeq, a predicted model, not a curated record